UUUUCUUGUUUUCACAUUAUCUCUGUGAAAUUAAUGGCGGUCAAUAGCAAGUGGUGGACCAAGGAGAUGGUGGCUGUGGUGACAGGGGCGAAUAAGGGUAUUGGUUUUGAAAUUGUUCGUCAAUUAGCAGAAAAUGGUCUUACUGUUAUUCUCACUGCAAGAGAUGCCACUAGAGGAUUGAGUGCCACAAAAAUCCUCCAUGAUCAAGGUCUCCAUAAUAUUGUGUUCCAUGAGCUGGAUAUUGAGAAGCCUCAAAGCAUUUUAGACUUUGCAAGGUGGAUCAAGGAUAACUAUGGCGGUCUGGACAUAUUGGUUAACAAUGCUGCUGUAUUUGGAACCAUAGAAGAUCAUGAAGCUGCAUAUCGUGCCCUUAAAGAUUCACAAGUGUAUGACCAUAUAUUUAACAACCCAGUUUUCGCCAAAGCAUUCAAAACAAACUAUGAAUUAUCAAAGAACUGCAUAGAAAUAAAUUACUAUGGGACAAAAAGAAUCACAGAAGCAUUACUGCCCCUAAUCAGACCAGAAGGUAGAAUUGUGAACGUUUCCUCAGAGGCUGGAUUGCUAAGGUUUCUGAAGAAUGAUUCCCUUCGAAGGCAGCUCUCUGACAUCUCAAAUGUAACAGAGGAAUUCAUUGAUAACAUGGUUGAAAUGUUUUUGGAUGAUAUGAAAAAGGGGGAAGUGGAAGGGAAGGGCUGGCCAAUUUAUUCAGCUCCAUAUUCUCUGUCAAAGAUUGCUUCAAAUGCCUAUGCUCGCCUCCUUGCUGAAAAAUUCUCAAACAGUGAAGAAGGGAAAAGGAUAUAUGUGAAUUGUGUUCAUCCAGGAGUAGUUCAAACUGACAUGAAUGGUCAUGUGGGAAACUUAAAUACUUCACAAGGAGCAGAAAGUUCUGUGAUGGUAGCUCUGUCUCCACCUGGUGGACCUUCUGGGCAGUUUUAUUUCAUCAAGGAACCCCAUGAAUUUUGAGGGGAUUUUCCUUUAAUGAGAGUUUUCAUAUGAAUGAUUAUUUCAUCAGAGCAAUCUUUGUUCCACUUUACUUUCUAUAUUAGCCAAGUUGGUAUAGCUUUUUAUCAUAUUUUCAUAGUUCAUGCUGAUUGUUGUGAGGGAAAGCUGCUU
This is a messenger RNA of Cryptomeria japonica (Japanese cedar), 1113 nucleotides long. Its product is annotated as salutaridine reductase. Lineage: Eukaryota; Viridiplantae; Streptophyta; Pinopsida; Cupressales; Cupressaceae. The transcript has 5 exons. Gene Ontology annotation, cellular component: membrane. Bases 34 to 963 code for a protein of 309 amino acids. The record is from RefSeq and is a predicted model, not a curated record.